Peromyscus californicus insignis is the source of this 1000-nucleotide messenger RNA. Its product is annotated as serine protease 29-like. Gene Ontology annotation, molecular function: serine-type endopeptidase activity. Gene Ontology annotation, biological process: proteolysis. The coding region runs from base 1 to 840 and encodes 279 amino acids. NCBI's taxonomy places the organism in Eukaryota, Metazoa, Chordata, Mammalia, Rodentia, Cricetidae. The record is from RefSeq and is a predicted model, not a curated record. The transcript is spliced from 5 exons.
AUGCUGGGCCCGCUGUGUCUGACCCUCUUCUUGGUUGGGUGCACCACUGCUGGAACCCCAGCGCCCCUGUCUGAGGAUGUGCUGGUGGGCAUCGUGGGGGGCCACAGCGCCCCCCAGGGGAAGUGGCCGUGGCAGGUCAGCCUGAGGAUCUACAGCUACUACUGGGCCUCCUGGGUGCACAUCUGUGGGGGCUCCAUCAUUCACCCACAGUGGGUGCUGACCGCUGCCCACUGCAUCCACCAGAGAGAUGCUGACCCUGCAUCCUUUCGGAUCCACGCUGGGGAUGUGUACCUCUACGGGGGCAAGGAACUGCUGAGAGUGAGCCAGGUCAUCGUCCACCAGGACUAUGUGCAUGCUGGCCUGGGCUCAGACGUGGCUCUGCUCCGGUUGGCAGAACCUGUGCAGUCCUCUGCUAAUGUCAAGCCUGUCAAGCUGUCCUCUGGGUCUCUUGAGGUCACCCAGAAGGAUGUGUGCUGGGUGACCGGCUGGGGCACAGUGAGCAUGUACAGAUCACUGCCCCCUCCCUACCGCCUGCAGCAGGUGCAGGUGAAGAUCGUGGACAACGACCUUUGUGAGGAGCUGUACCAUAACGCCUCCAGGCACCACAAUCGUGGCCAGAGACUGAUCCUACAGGACAUGUUAUGCGCAGGCAGUGAAGGCCGAGACUCCUGCUAUGGUGACUCAGGUGGUCCCCUGGUCUGCAGGGUGGCAGGCUCCUGGAACUUGGUGGGAGUGGUGAGCUGGGGCUAUGGCUGUGCCCUGAGGGACAUCCCUGGGGUCUACGCACGUGUGCAGUCCUUCCUACCCUGGAUCACUCGGCAGAUGCAGAGGUUCUCCUGAGCCCAGCUGCUGGCCUCAUGCUGGUCAGCUGAGGAUGGGUCGUCUUUGAUCACAAUUCCAGGGUUUAGGCUCUGGAGUGUUGGUGCCCAGUGCACUGAGCACUAGCUACUGAAGGACAUGGCUCUGUUUCCUGGCUUCCUAAAUAAAGAUGUGAUGCACA